GAAAAACAUCUGUAUGUCUGUCUGUCUGUCUCGUGAAUGAAAAGCGGUUGUUCCGGAUCCAGUUGUCACCGCACUCCACUCCAGGUUUCCGCUCCGUCUUUCCUUAAAAGCAUUCGGAGUUUAAAGCUGAGAAAAGCACGCCAGUGAGUGGAAGCGGGAUCAGAGCGGCAGAGGCGGAUCUCAGUGCGGUUCAGCGGGUGUGUGAGUGUGUGUCCGGCCGAACGGAGGAUGGAGGACGAGCCGCGAGAGACCCUGGACUGACGGAGGAGGAGGAGGGGGUCUUGCUUUUUACAUGGAACCUGUUUGCGUUUUUCUCCAAAGGUGGAUAUUAUACCUAAACACUACAUGACAGAAUGCCAUUUGCCAAGCGGAUCGUGGAGCCCCAGUGGCUGUGCAGACGCACGGACGCGGAUGAUGAGGGUCUCCUGCUCCAGGACCUGUGCGCCUUCAGUAAUGUGGCUCUGUCCCGGACCCUGCGCCAGCUGUCGGAUCUGGCCAAACACGCCUGCUCGCUCUUCCAGGAGCUGGAGCACGAGCUGCUCGCCACGAACCGGCGCGUCUGUGCGCUCCGGGAGAAGAUGAGCAGGAUCCAGGAGAGCACCGGCGCGCUCGACCCCAAACAGGAGGCAGUGCCGUUAUCUAAUCUGGACAUUGAGAGCAAGCUGAGUGGACAUUAUCAGGCUCCAUGGCACCUGCAGAGGAAUGUGUUCCUGCCGUCCACUCGGCCCGCGUGCGUGGAAGAGCUGCAUCGAAACGCCAAACAGAGCCUGCGGGCGCUGUACAGAGACCAGCAGCAGAGGCAGGAGGUCAGCGAGAGAGAGCGCAGGGUGACCAUUUCCAUCUCCAUGGCUCCGCCCAUGCCCACCUACCCAUCGCCCAGCAUGCACUGCAGACGCCAGCAGAGAGAGAGACACCUCAGCACGGAAAGGACAGAGAGAGACAUAGAAACUCAGACAACACAAGCACAGUUCCAAAGCACCCGGUCCUCCUCCCCUACCGAGUGUUGUCAUUUUUCCCCGUGGAGCAGAAAGGUUGUUCCUCCAGUAGAUUCAGAUUCAGAGGUGGUGGCUCUGGGCCACUGGCCGAAGUGCCCAAUCCCAAACGUGCCCUCAACGCUGGACAAACAGACCAACUGGGCUGGAAUCUUACCACUGCCCACGCCAGAAGAGAAGAUGAAGACGGACUCUCAAGUCAUCACCUCAUGCAUCGUUCCCAUUAACGUAACAGGGGUUGGGUUCGACAGAGAGGCCAGUGUGCGCUGCUCAUUAGUCCAUUCGCAAUCAGUGCUACAACGGCGAAGGAAGCUAAGGAGACGGAAAACGAUCACUGGCAUUCCCAGACGAGUGCAGCAGGAUUUUGAUUCUGAUGAGUCUCCAGUGGCCAGAGAACGUACCUUGAUAGUCCACACCAGCCCUGAAAUUUUCCAAGAGGAUCUCACGCUUUCUCGACUCACCAAGGACUCUGGUUGCCAGACAGAAGAAUUCCUGACUGUUGGGGCUGCACCCUCAUGUAGACGGAUCAGAGCACAAAGGGGACAGGGCGUGACUGUGUCACUGUCCCAUUCCACGGGCAACAUAUCUUCUCUGCCUGACAACUCUGACACAAUGUUCACCGCUUCAGUAGGCUCCCGUCUGCGUUCCCGAAGUCUCCCGCGUGAGGGAGGGCGACUGUUGGAUGAAGGUCAUGAUCUCAGUGAUGAGGAUGAUGAGGAGGAGGACGAGGAAGAACUUUCCCCGUUUGAGUCAGAGGACUUCCUUCCAGUCCCAGGGGAACAUAUUCUAAAAGAUGAUGAAGAAAGCACUGAUGACCAGGCAAUCCCAGAGGGUCAGCAUAACAGUUUGAAAUUCAAGCAGCAUGCUAGAAAUACAGAGCAUGACUGGAUGGAGAGGGGUCAAUCCCAUCUGCCUCGGAAAGCUGACAUGGGUAGCUGUGAGAUUUCUUCCAGUUCUGAUACAUUCAGUAGCCCCAUUCACUCCGUUUCAAAUGCUGGCAUGCUGACUAGUCAGAUGGACCACAAAGAGGAUCACCAGUCGUCAAGUGGCAAUUGGAGUGGCAGUAGUUCUACAUGUCCCUCCCAGACAUCAGAGACCAUUCCACCUGCAGCCUCACCCCCCCUCACCGGAUCAUCCCACUGUGAUUCAGAACUAUCAUUGAAUGCAGCUACCAAUACUAAUGAUGAUUCUACAGGCUUCAUUAUUGAUCCAUAUCCUGGAGACCGAUCACAAGGCCUCCAUAGCCAUAGGACAGGUUCAUUCACUUCCACUGCUAGUGAGGGUGAGUGGAGCUAUCCACAAUACAGGCACAACAUGCCUUGCCGCCCUGACUUCAGUCCUGAGCACUCUAGGGCAGAUAAUAUCCUAGAAUGUCCCAGUUUUGCCAGCAUAGCCACUUUUGAAAGUUUAAUAGAUAGGCCACCUUCUGAAAAGGCUGACACCACCUCACACUUUUCUGUAGAUGCCGAGGGCUACUUUACCUCCAUGCACUUUGACUGUGGUCUUAAAGGUAGCAAAAGCUUCACAUAUAACUAUGCAUCUGUAGACCAGCAGCAGGCAGAAUAUGGAUAUCAAACAAACACACUUGGGAGACGCAGUCUCUCUCUAAGGAAACCAAAGGUGAAGCCAUUCCCACCAAAACGUAACUCAUCCUUGAAGAAAAUAAGCAGCCAUGUUGGACCUGCAUCUGACAAGAAUGAACCAAAGAUUACUGGUCGUCUGAACAAAUCUAUGUCUUCCGGUGAUAGAACGCAGCAUGUGGGGUUAGAUGGAGGCUCCUCGAGUCAGCUGGAGAGUGAGGAUCCACUGGGUGCUUGGGGUGUUAACAGUUCUACAAAGAUACCAGAAGUUGUUUUGUUUGGCUCCACAGAAACACAUUCCUUCAAGGAAGAGGGAGCUGUCCAGUCAGACUAUGCAGAUCUCUGGCUUCUUAAUGACUUGAAAUCCAAUGAUCCUUACAGAUCAUUGUCAAAUUCCAGCACAGCUACGGGUACCACUGUCAUCGAAUGCAUCAAGUCACAUGAGAGCUCUGAAUCCCAGACUUCCCAGUCAGGAUCUAGGGCCACCACUCCUUCACUACCAUCAAUGGAAAGUGAAUUUAGAUUGCCUUCACCAGAAAAGCUGGUAGGUCUAGCAUCACCUUCCAGUGGCUACUCAAGCCAGUCAGAGACACCAACAUCUUCUCUUCCACUGGCUUUCUUCCCAAACACUCACCCAAAGUCACCUAAUGUUGGGAAAAGGAAACCCAAAGUCCCAGAGAGGAAGUCCUCACUUGCUUCUUUACAGCAAAACUCAUCCAAAAGGGACUUGGAAUUACCUAUCACACCCCCCUCCCACCUUGACCUAAGUGCCCUUUCCAAUGUCAGCAAGCCUUCAAUUCACAAUAAACAUAUGCACAUCCUCCAGCAGAGCAAAAAAGCAGAAACCAAGAGUGAGAAUCUGGCAACUUCGGUUUCAAGUGAUGAGCUGGCAGUCACUGGUCCAUUGGCCAUCACUCCUACGGUGCUUCGUUCAGUUCAGCUACGUUCAGUUGUCAAAUCUGGAGAAGGGAGCCACGAUCAACCUAUAACUGAUAUUUCCACUAGACCUAAGUGUCCCACUGUGACUAUCAUUACCCCACCUACUCAGAAUAAACCCAAUGAAACUAGGAAGCCUCCACCCUAUAGACCCCUUCUCACAGAAACCUCCUCUCAGGAUGAUUGUGAAUCACUGUUUACCCCAGUAGAUGGACUAGCAAGCCAUUUUGGUGCAAGAAAUAGAUAUGACCGAUUAGCCCCAUCACCUCUUUGGAGCAUGACUGCUUUUAAGGCCCAAUCUGAGCAGUUGAAUAUGGAUGAAGGGACAUUUGAGAAUUGUCGAGAAGUUGAGGAAAAGGGGAGCACCUCAAAUAAUUUUUUUGCCCAGAGUGUUCUGGAAGUGGAGCAAAUUCGCCCAUUGAAAUCUCAGCCAAAUGAGGGAAGCCCUGGUCAAAAUGGUCUAGCAAAAAGGUCAGAGAGUCUUGACCAAGUGCCUGAUAUUGUCAAGCAAAGAUCAGAGACAUUGCAAGCUUAUCCAAUCAGUGGUGCUGGAGAAGAAUCUGUAACAUCAGAUGUUCCAACCAGAAGUGCCUCACAGGAAUAUGCAGAGGAAGGGUCAACACCAGACACGGAGGACUAUUUUAGCAGAGAGUCCACACCAAGCGAUCCGACUCUGUCCCCGCUAACAGAUGAAUCCAAAACCGAGGAUGAUAGCGUUUUUCUUUCACCAAGUAAAAGUCGCACAACAGAGGAUCUCUUUGCCAUGAUUCACAGGUCAAAACGAAAAAUGCUGGGCAGGAAAGAUUCUGGAGAAAUGUCAGUGCGGAACCGUUCAGCCAUUGUUUCUGGGAAUGGCUCUGCUACUAAUCCUGCAACCUCGCCAAGCACCCCAAACAUGCCUGUAAGUCCAUCUACUCAUACUGUGGCCCAGAGAACCCCAGGUCCAAUUUAUAGGAGUGCCAAAAAGUCCAGUACCUCGAAUGAAGAGUUCAAAUUGCUGCUGCUGAAAAAGGGAAGUCGCUCCGACUCCAGUUAUCGCAUGUCAGCUAUAGAGAUCUUAAAGAGUCCCAUUGCAACCAAAAGCCCCGGUGAGCUCCUGAUGGAGGGUUCUAGACCAUUUGAGGAGCCACUCUCUCCUUUACAACAGCAACUUCCAGAAGGAACUCCCGAGCAAAUUCCCAGCCCCUUUCCAAAAUCUUAUGCUGAGGGCUUUUCCACAAAAGCUUUUCCCACAUCUGCCUCAACUAGACAAGGCCGGUCAAGGAUGCCACCAGCUGCAAAUAGCAGCCGCUACAGUACACGCAGUCGGCUGUACAAUGCCCCCAUGCAGGCUAUAUCAGAAGGGGAAACAGAAAACUCUGAUGGAAGCCCACAUGAUGACCGUUCCUCCUGAAAAAUGAAUCUUUGACUUUUAGCAUCAGUCUAUACACAUUCUUGACAUUAAGUCAAUAAUUUUGGGCACUUGGCAUACUCAAUUCUGUUCUUAAGACUGUAAACAAACUACGUAGUGUCUCUACUCUUUUGUAUCAAGAAGAACAAAACAUUCUGAUAAUUUUCAGUAGUGGUGUUCCAAUAACGUCCAUGAGCAUAUUUAUUUUAUUUGAACACUUUGUGUAUCAUUUUCAUUUUAGAAUGAGAGUGGAGAAAACUACAUAAAAAAACCAUCACUUUGUAAUUAUUCACAGUGAAUCAAUUGCAGAUGUUGUUUGUCACACACAUUUAGCAUUGUCUAGAAAGAUAAAAACAGUACUGUACUACAGUAAAUGUGAAAAUGGGUCCAGAUGGUUUUAAAAGAAGGGAAAAUCUUUAUUGUACCUUAAACACAAACUUUUCAUGGCAGACAGCUUGGGACAAUCAAAGAGUGGCCUUUUGUAUAGUUAGCUGUAGCAUAAAUGGGCUAAGAACUUUUGAGUUAGCCUGUAACUGGAUCUUACUGGGCAAGAAAUGUAGCUUUGUUGGAAUAUUCUGAUGGCCAACCACUAUUUUGCACUCCUUUUGGUAAAAUGUCAGACAUUUUAAAGAAUUCGUACAUAAAUGCCACAAAAGAAAAAGUGACGUGAAAAAAAAUAUCUAUAUAUAGACUAUUAUUUAAAAAGAAAAUGUAUUUUUAAUGAGAAUAAAGUAAUAGACUCCGGCAAAUUGUGUCCUUCUUUGGAAUUUUUAAGAUAUUGAGCUUUUUAAUGCAACGUCUAAUAAUCGUAAAGCAAUGCUGCAAUUCAUCACAGCCCUUUCAUUCAAUAAUUAGCUUUUUUAAAUCACAUUUCUUAAAAAAAAAAAUCAACCCAUUGUUUCUAUAUCAAAAUAUUCAGAAAAACAACAACAGCUAUGACACGUGCACUAAAUGUAUUCUGUGAAUACUGUACCAGUAAUUUCUGAUAUAUUAAUGAUUCUGCUCAUUUGUGAAGUGAUUUUUUGUUAUUGAUCACUGACUCACACAGCAGGUUUAAUAACUUUGCAGCCAACUUGAAAUUAUCCUCUACCGCAGUAGUUGUAGCUUUUAUAUAAUUCACUGUAAUAGAUCAAAUGAACUGCAUGCAAUAAAAGUUUAGAGAGGAGCCAAUAUUGGUACACCAUUUUCAAAAUCUGAUUAAAACACUCUUGACAAACUUUUUCAAAACAUGUAUAUUUAGUAAACAGACUAUGGCAGAAUAAUAUUGUAGAAGGAUAAGUAGAAGUUUUUAGAAAGGUGUCGUGGAAGUGUUUUGGUCAGGAGGCUUUUGCAGUUUGUGUUGCUUUGGGUUUGAAUUUGUGAUGUUGAUAGGGCAAUGAGGAAAGUUUUGAGAAGGACUUAAAGUUGGGUAUAGUCCUUGAAACUUAUGGAGAACAUAUUUUUUUCUCAAUGCUGUUGCUGUUUGUUGCACAGACAGUACAAUAUCCAAAGAAAGACUACAGAGGUGUAGAGUCACGUCAGAUUGAGAGACAGAGCAAGUCUGAAGUAAGAGGGUUUACGUCAUGAUAGAUAUAUAAAGAUUUUCUUUUGCUGGAGUAACAAAUACAUCUGUGUGUGCGAGGAUGUGCUGAAACGGAUGCAAAUCAAAGAAAAGAGGUUGUAGAAAAGGUUGCAAAGGACAGAUGAAAAAACAAGGACUUGCACUACUCCUUUGGUUAUCGUUUUUCUCAGCUUCUUUUUUAAAAUGUGUUUCCAAGAGCCACCUCAUGUUUUUCAUUUUGGUACUAAAGCGAAAAUAAUUAUUAGUAUCUUGCUGGCUUUUAUGAAAUAUUGGGCUUUGAUAAAUUAAUGACUGCAGAUUUAUUUAUGGACUUAUGUUUUUUUCUUUUCAGAGGUAAAGCUUUAGCGGGAAAACACUGGUUUUAAAAGACAGAUGAAUUUAAUGCAGAAAAUAAAACCACUUAUAAAUAAUAUAACAUACAUUAAUUGCAUAAGCUACUCUGUUAACAAUCCCUUGAAACCUAAUGGUGUCCAGUGACGUAUUUGGCAUUUUUCUCCUUUUUUACCAUUGACCUUCUGGUGUAUUUGCAAUUUACCUUGCUUGGUGAGAUUUAGUCUUUGGAUUAUUUACUAGACCAGGUAUUUGAGCUGUCCUAACAACUAACUAGCUUUGUUCGACAAAGGGGAAAACACACAUUUACAAACCUGUGCGAUCUUAAUUUGUUGCGAAUCUAAAAGGAGGUGAAGACUUUCACUAUCCAUCUCCAAGACAGAGGUAAAUGAUUUUCUAAGCUACCAUUCUAACAUUGUAAAGUCUAACCUUAAAAGUUGCACUGAUGUUUAGUAUGUUGUGAAGGGUUUCACAUUGUCUUUCAAAGGAUUUCAGAGUUGGACAAACACUUGCUGUACUGAACACACACAGUUACGUGACGUCUCUUCUGGUACUAGACUGAAGACUUCAAGCAACUAAAAUGAUUUGAGUUUUUCAUUGUUUUUUUGUACAAAUGUGUAAAUAGAAUACCUUUUAAAAUCGUUUCCAGGGUGUUUCUUAUGUAAAAUGUUUUCAAAGUUUACAUUAAGCUUUUGUAUAUUUUUGAUCUGUUCAACACUUUGAGUCUUGUAUUUAUUUUUUAGUAAAUUUUGUGGAAAGUCCCAUUGUAAAAUGUCUCUGAAACCGUUUGCCAGUUUAGUAAAUGUGCAUAGAAGAGGCCAAUAAAUGUGACUGCUUUAAACACAUAAA
This is a messenger RNA of Carassius auratus (goldfish), 7638 nucleotides long. Its product is annotated as Nance-Horan syndrome protein-like. The record is from RefSeq and is a predicted model, not a curated record. Gene Ontology annotation, biological process: lens development in camera-type eye; cell differentiation. The coding region runs from base 354 to 4901 and encodes 1515 amino acids. NCBI's taxonomy places the organism in Eukaryota, Metazoa, Chordata, Actinopteri, Cypriniformes, Cyprinidae. The transcript has 10 exons.